This is a messenger RNA of Racocetra fulgida, 4539 nucleotides long. NCBI's taxonomy places the organism in Eukaryota, Fungi, Glomeromycota, Glomeromycetes, Diversisporales, Gigasporaceae. The record is from the annotation of a GenBank genome assembly.
AUGAGUUCCCUUAAAGAUCCUGUCGAACCUAGCGAAGCCGCAAAGCCAGAUCCAAUUUUAAUUAUUAGUCCUACGUUAACUACAAGUCCAUUAACAGAUAAUUUUACCACGAACGUACAAAAUUCAAAGUUAGCACGAAACAAUGUGGUUCCGUCAAUUGAUACAACUUUAAAAGUGGCUGAGCCUCCAAAGGAAAGAAGAAUAACGAGUUUAAUCGCAAAUCCAAGUUCAUAUUAUGAAAUAGGAAAAUGGAAUGUUCUUGAUAUAGAUAGCAAAUAUAAUUCUACUAUGAUACCUGUUCCUAGGAGAUCUAUGUCGUUAACUUACCCAAAGUCAAAGUCUAUUGACAAGGAUUCUAGCCUUCCAAAGUCAAAAUCUGUUGACGAAGAGUCUAGUUUUUCGACCUCAACAAGCGUAAUAUCUUGUAACUUGGGUGUAGACAGAAAAUCUGCCUAUAAUCAAGAUUUUCUAUCUAUUUCAAAUGAUUUUCACCAAUCAAGCCCUCAAUCUUCUGACCAUUCAUUGUCUCCUUUACUAAAAAACGCUUUACUGGAUGGUCCUGCAAAAAAACUUCAUCAUAAUCGCGCUCAUUCUUAUACUCCAGAAACAAAUAGUGAACUAGCUCCUUUAGACAUCCCACAACGUCCAAUUUCCACAAAUUUAAGCUUACGACGUUUAAAAGAACAUACUUCAAUGACUUCUAGUGAUGAUAAUAUUUCAAAUAAUGUUAAAUCUGAUGAUUUACAAGAAUUUUUGUAUGAUUACGCUCGUGGAAAAUUCAAUCCUUCUUCUAUUCCAAAAAAGCCGAGAAGGUUAUCAACUAUAAAAUUGAAGGAUGUAAACUGGAAAUUUAGUUUACCAACUUCUCCUCUUUCGGAAAAUACUAUAACUAGUGAAGAUACUAUUGAUUCUUAUACUGGGAGUAGCGAUAAAGAAAAAUCAAAUUCAAUACCUUCUAUCACCGAAGAAACUAAAGAAAAUCUUCCUCCAUCUCAUGAUAAUGAACAUAAUGAAAAUUACGAUGGGGAUGAUUCCGAGUCCUAUGAUGACACUGAUUCUUAUUUUGCUCCUCCGAUGCCUCCAAAUGAGACUGAACGAAGAAGAGCUUUAUGGCGAUUCCAAAUAUUAAACACUUCACAAGAUGUAAAUUUUACACGUAUAGUUAGACUUGUUAAAGAACAUUUUAAAGUUCCAAUUACUUUAAUUUCUCUUGUAAAUACCACUCAUCAAUGGUUCAAAGCUGAAAAUGGUUUUGGUUGUACUCAAGCAAAGCGUGAAAUUAGUUUCUGUGGUCAUGCCAUUUUACAAGAAAACGGUGAACCAUUUGUAGUUCCUGAUUCAUUACUUGAUUGGAGAUUUAAGAAAAAUCCUCAAGUCAUAGGCCCUCCUUAUAUUCGUUUUUAUGCUGGUGCUCCUUUAAGAACAAAAGAUGGUCAUAAUGUUGGUACUCUUUGUCUAAUCGAUACUGUACCUCGUAAUGAUUUCUGCGAACGAAUGCGUGAAUCUUUAAAAGAUUUUGCAAAAGUGGUUAUGCGUGAACUGGAACUUUGGGCUGAUAGAUUGAGAUUAGGUGUUAGAAAUAAGAUGCAAUCUAGUCUCGCUGAAUUCAGUAAAUUUUGUCUCGAAACUCAGCUUGCUUACGGUGAAGAUGGUUCUGAAGAUGGUGAUCCCAUUAUGCGUAGAUGUUUUGAAAGGGCUGUAACUUUGAUAAAAGAUACUUUGGAUGUUGAUGCUUUAUAUUUAUUGGAAAUGCCUUCUUUAUCUGCACGACAAGUCACUUAUGCCAGUCGUCUAUCCAAUGAUUUCUCUAAUGAUUUUCUUUUGAAUAGUCCUCCUCCUGAAUUACCGACAAAACAUUUGAAAUUCCUAGCUGCUGCUGGUCUUUCGAUUUCUACUGACUCCAUUUCAACUCCCGUAACCACUACUUUUUUAACUCAUUUGAUGCAUACUCAUGCUCAAGGUUACAUAUUUCAAAAUGCUCUUCCACAAUUACCUAAUCUUUUCCCUCCUGAUAUGUGUUCUGGUAUUGUUGUUCCUAUCCAUGAUAAUGCAAAAAAUGCUUUUGGAUUUCUCAUUGCACUUACCAAAGAUCCUCUAAGGCAAUUUGAAGAUGAAGAACGUGUUUAUUUGGGAAAUUUUGGUGUCAAUAUUGUAAGCGAGGUUCUUAAACGACGUGUUAUUGUAGCUGAUAGAGCGAAAAGUGCAUUCAUUAGCUCGGUAUCACAUGAAUUACGAACUCCUUUACAUGGAAUUUUAGCUAGUUGUGAAUUAAUGAGUGAAGGACAUUUGAAUGAAGCGCAAACUGAAUUACUUAAGACCAUUCAAAGCUGUGGGACUGGCUUAAUUUCAAUAAUAAAUAAUGUUUUAAAUUAUGCGAAAAUGGAUAAUUCUCGUAAUUAUGAUUUAAUGCAUCCUCCACCCGUUCCAGUUUUGAAUAUAAAGCAAAAAGAAAAAGUUGAUUUGGUUAAAAUAUUGGAAGAUGUCGCUGAAUCAUGUGUAGUAGGACAACAGAUGGUGUCGGUUAUCUAUGGAAAAAAUAAUAACAAUGAUGAAAAUAGUUCACCAUCCCAAGCAAGAAGACGACAUGUUUGUAGAUUAUUACAUCCGUACCAAUCUAAGAGAGAAACUAGUUCGCCUGAUGUUGAUCUUCUUAUGGAUAUAGAACCACGUGAAGAUGGAUGGUGGGUAAUGGCAGAAGAUGGUGCAAUCAGGCAGAUGCUUAUAAAUGGAUAUAUUCACUUGUCGCUUGCAACUGUUGCUUGUCAGCGUGAAACUUGCGAACAUUCUUGUUGUAAAGAUUUCACAUCCGACUUUGCCGAUGAAUCAGAACGAUUGCAUGUUCUCUUUACUAUAACUGAUACCGGUCGCGGAAUUGAUCCAAAUUUUCUUAACACGCACCUUUUUCAUCCAUUUACUCAAGAGGAUCCUCUUCAAAUUGGUACUGGAUUAGGUUUAAGUAUUGUCAAAUUAUUAGUGGAAAAGAUGGGUGGUAAAUUGGAUGUCGAAAGUGAAGUAAAUGUUGGAACUAGAGUGAGAAUUUGGUUGGACUUUGAGAAGGCUAGUGAGUCAGAUACUGAUAGUGACGAUGAUGCUAGCGUUAGAGAUAAAAAGACUAUAAAGAGGAAAGAAAGGGAAAUUAUAUUGAAAGAAUUUCAAAAUAAAUCUGUAGUGGUCAAGGGCGCUAGAGGGAAAGUUAAAGAAAUUACUGACCGAUGUCUCAAAAAUUGGUUUAGUAUAAAAAAUGUGGUUCUUGAGGAACGACCUAGUAAGUUAGAUGGAGAUUUAGUGAUAAUUUUUAAUGAAGAUUUAGAAAUUUUAAAAUCUUUAUUAUCAGAGAGUAAAAAUAAAUCGUGUUGGUUUAAUUCAAAUUUAAUUUCUGAAGAAUCAGAUAAAUUAAAUGCACCAAUUAUUUUUGUCACUUCAUUGGAAAAGCAUGGUAAAUUUAGAGAAAUAAUUGAACAAAUUCAAGAUGAAAUUGAGAUGAAUACAAACCAAAAAUAUCGUAAAGUUGCUAUUAUUUCAAAGCCUAUCAGCCCUCGAAAAAUAGAAAAGGCUAUUCUAUCAUGCUUUAAUCUUAAAUUAGACGUCAAAACUGAAGAUUUACCACAAAUUAUUACGACACCACCUAUUAACGAUGAUGACACAUCUUCAGACGAUACGCUUGUGUCUCUACAAACACCACUUGACACGCCACCAACGAAAAGUGACCCGUUUGAAAACACAAACAUUGAUUCACAAUCAUCAAAUAAGUUAAAUCCUUUAAUUCUAGACGCAUCACAAAUGUUGUCAUCCUCACCUCCAACUUUAGAUAAAUUUGCAUUGACACCAAAAUCACGAACUUUAUCAACAUCACGUUCAUUACCUGCAGUAACUACCCCUGAAAUAGAUCCUUCCACACAAUCACAAUUAGGACUUCGUGGACCGAGAGUUCUUAUAAUAGAAGAUAAUGUAGUGAAUAGAAAAAUCUUGUCUACAUUUUUGAAAAGUCGUGGAAUUGAUUUUGAAGAAGCAGAAAAUGGAGCCAUUGGUGUUGAAAAAUAUCGAAAUGCUUUAGAACAAAAAGGUGAACGAGAGAAAAAAUUCGAUGUGGUGCUAAUGGUAAUGAAUGGUAAUGUUGCCACGUCUGAAAUCAGAAAGAUAGAGAGAGAAUAUGCUCAAAGACGACAGAAAUUAAAACAAAGAUCAUUUACUGAAACUUUAAAGGGUAUAUCAAAAAUCCCGACAGGACUAUUUCCUACAUUAGCAAAAACUAAUACCGAACAAACCGAUACAUCACAUCAAUCAUCAAUACCAAUAGAAAAUAAAUCUUUAAUUUUCGCAUUAACUGGAUUAGCUAGAGAAGAAGAUAAAGAUAUUGCAUAUGGAAGUGGAGUUGAUGGAUUUUUAACAAAACCUGUUAGUUUAAAAACUUUAGAAAAAGUACUUAAAAGAUGGUCGGAAAAUGGUGACUUUACUGAAGAAUUUCCAGAAAUAAAACCACCAACAUUAGUUAAGAAUGAUGAAAAUUUAACUCCCGUAAAUGGAAAUCAAGAGAUUUGA